UUCCGGCAGGGGCGGGAGAGUGGGCCGGCGCAGUCUGAAGUCUCUGUGCAAACUGCGCAGCCCACAGGCGUGCCAGGAGCAGGCAGGUGUCCGUGGACUGCGUGUAACGGGAUGCGUGUUGCGGAUCGCCAUGUAGACUACAGGGAGCGAUGAUACCGCGCCGGUGCGUCUUUGCCAUGUGUUGCCGACUGCAGACGCCCUAAGCGUAACAGGUUUUGAUAUCGAGCCCGUGUAAAAUGCAUCUCUUUCGGAGUUACAGUUACCGGGUCUAUCCUGACCAUUACCCCGUGGAAAAAGCUGCCAUCCGAGGCGUCAGCUGGACUCCGCUCCCUGAACCCUUGGACGCGCAGGACACCAUGAAACAGUUUUUGUCUGAUCGCAUUCUGAAGGCAGCCAGGGUGGUGUAUGGCACGCUGGUGGAAAGAAACCCAACCCUGAUCAGGGACAGGAAGCAUCACCUGAAGACCUACAGGCAGUGCUGCAGUGGGAAGGAGCUCGUUGAUUGGCUGACAAAGCUGAAUGACUGCUUCCUCUCUCGGACUCAGGCGGUCGGCAUGUGGCAGGUGUUGUUGGACGAGGGCAUCCUUGUUCAUGUGAAGCAGGAUUUCAACUUCCAUGACAGAGAUACCCAGUUUUACCGAUUCUUGGAGACAGAUUUCAACCUGAAUCACACAGCCAAUGAGAAGGACUCAAAAGAAGAUGAACUCCAAGAAGGUUUGUCACUGUUACUCCAGAUGGGCCCUGACGCUCUUCUGAACAUGAUCCUCCGCAAAUGCCCAAACCAGAGGUCAGCGGGUGACGUGGAGGUCAUCUACGAGGAGCUACUGCACGUGAAAGCUGUUUCUCAUCUUUCCACCUCCGUGCGGAAGGAGCUGGCUGCAGUGCUGGUGUUCGAGUCCCACGCCAAGGCAGGCACAGUCUUGUUCAGUCAAGGAGACAAAGGUACAUCCUGGUACAUAAUCUGGAAGGGGUCCGUUAAUGUCAUCACACAUGGAAAGGGUUUGGUGACCUCACUGCAUGAAGGAGAGGACUUUGGACAGCUUGCCUUGGUGAACGAUGCCCCGCGUGCUGCCACUAUCAUAUUGAGGGAGGACAACUGUCACUUUCUCAGAGUUGACAAGUCUGACUUCAUUCGAAUACUCAAGGACGUGGAGGCGAACACGGUUCGUCUGGAAGAGCACGGUAAAGUGGUGCUGGUACUGGAGAAGAGUUCCGGGCUGGGGUCGCCCCACUUGGGAGGGUCAGGGAGCAGCAGCAAGUACACAGUUAUGUCUGGAACGCCAGAGAAAAUUUUGGAACAUCUCCUGGAAACUAUAAAGCUGGAUACCAAUGGAAGUGAUCCCAUAGAUCCAUGUGUUGGCGACUUCCUCCUCACACAGCAAGUGUUCAUGCCUUCUGCACAGCUCUGCCCAGCUCUACAGCAUCACUACCACGCCGAACCGUCCGAGGGCUCCGAGCUGGAGAAGACCGCCUACGCGCUCAACACCAAGCAGAAGGUGGUGAAACUGGUCGGCCAGUGGGUGGCACUCUAUGGCCCACUGCUCAAGGAUGACCCCGUGGCCGUCCACUUCCUGGAGAAACUGAGAGAAGAAGUGAUGGGUGACUCAAGACUCUCAAGUAUACUCAAAGAACAGCUCAAGGACAGAAGGAAAACUAAAGUGCAGGAAAACGGAUGCCAAACAGUGACAAAGAUGAACCAGAAAUUUGAUUGGUUCGCCGCCCACGAGGAGCCACUUGUGAAGGUCAGGAUCAGAGCUCGGGAUAAAGUCAUGUAUGAGAUCUACAGGCCGGACCACAAGGCUGUGUCCCUGGUGCUUCCCGUGGACUCUUCAGUGCAGGACAUUAUGUCUGUCCUGGUCAACCCAGGAGGAGACCAUGUCAUGGUCAAAAUGAACUCCUCCGGAGAGACAGUGCAGCUCAAGCUGGACGCCACAGCCGUCUCUGCAUCCCUGGGGCUGAACGAGAGACUCUUCCUGUGCACCGCUUCCCAGGUGCAGGAGCUGGUCCCCUUGAAGGAACAGCUCGGCCCGGAGCAGAGCACCACUGACGCUCUGGAGCAGAUGUGCUCCAAGGACAUCGCCACACAGCUUACCAACUACGACUGGGAGCUCUUCACAGCCAUGCACGAGGUGGAGCUGGUUCACUACACCUUCGGGAGGCAGAAGUUCCCGGGUGCCACCACGGCGAACCUGGAACGCUUCAUGCGGCAUUUCAACGCACUGCAGUACUGGGUGGUGACGGAACUCUGCCUGUGUGAGGACCUGACGAGGAGAAGCACCCUGCUGAAGAAGUUCAUCAAGAUCGCCAUCGUGUUGAAGGAGCAGAAAAACCUCAACGCGUUCUUUGCCGUCAUGUUCGGCCUGAGCAACAGCGCCGUGCAGAGACUCUGUGGGACGUGGGAGCGGGUGCCGAACAAGACCAGAAGGAUCUACUGCGCUUACGAGAGACUGCUGGACCCAUCCCGCAACCACAGAGCGUACAGGCUAGCGGUGGCCAAACUCAACCCACCCUACAUACCCUUCAUGCCCCUUCUGCUUAAAGACAUGACGUUCAUCCAUGAGGGAAACAAGAAUUACACAGAUAACCUGGUUAAUUUUGAGAAAAUGCGUAUGAUCGCCAAGACGAUGAAGAUAGUUCGAGGAUGCAGAAGCCAACCUUAUGUGCCUUCAUCCCCACAGAAGGGACUCACAGAAAGGAUGUUCGUGGACGCUCCAGCUCUACGUAUCUCUACAUACUCGGACCAGUCCCUCACCGUGCGCAACACCGGCAACAUCCGCCACUACAUCCAGAACCUCAAAGUCAUCGACAACCAGAAGAAGCUCACGCAGCUGUCCAGGGCCAUAGAGCGCUGAGGAACCGGAACAAGACCCUCGCCACUAGUUCUGCUCCAUACUGGAGUAACUGCCCCAGCCCAGUUGUAAAGACCCUUAGAUGAAUCCACGACAACCCCAACAUGUGGUUGAUGACUGGAACGGAUUCGGCCGAGCGCCGCGCCAACACGUUGCCUUAGACGGAUCCGGGGUGGCUGUUAUUUCUGUAUGCAGCUGCCUGAUGUCUCGCUAGACGUGCCCUUGUUCAGCAGCAGGUCCGGUCCGUUGUGUGCAGCUGCAAUGUUAACCGUGAGGAACCGGCCACUCGUACCUGCCGCACUAGCGGUUAUCAGGAUAAGAUGUUAGAACUGUGUUCAGUGUAACUAUAUACUAUAUUACACAGGCUUUAGAAACAGAUUGUACAGAUUUUUAACACCCGCUGUGUGGUUUUGUAGAUUACCAUAAAAGUAUAUUGAAUGUAUAUCACAUUUUCAGCUAAAAUGUGUAACUUUAUUUUUGCUAAAUAAAUUAUUGACAUAUUGUUUA
Messenger RNA from Electrophorus electricus (electric eel), 3356 nucleotides. RefSeq names its product Rap guanine nucleotide exchange factor (GEF) 3 (gene rapgef3). Gene Ontology annotation, biological process: Ras protein signal transduction. Gene Ontology annotation, molecular function: guanyl-nucleotide exchange factor activity. Gene Ontology annotation, cellular component: plasma membrane. NCBI's taxonomy places the organism in Eukaryota, Metazoa, Chordata, Actinopteri, Gymnotiformes, Gymnotidae. The record is from RefSeq and is a predicted model, not a curated record.